CAGAACAGCAUCUCUCUUGAAUUUGUCCUACAACCAGCAUGAGGACUCUUCAGGGAAAAAUCAUUGUGGUUUUGUUCUUCGUGUCUGUGAUCUGUGCCACUCAGGUCAAUUCAGUGCCUCUGGCUGAAAACUGGAAUGGUUUGAUCCAGCGGACCAAACGAUCACUGCUGUGGCGUUGGAACAGCAUGAAGCCGGUUGGUGCCAGCUGCAGAGAUCACAUGGAGUGUGGCACAAAAUACUGCAGGAAAAAUAUCUGUUCUUUCUGGCGCUCCACCUAAUGAAGAAAUACACAAACACAACUCCAUCAGGGUGACUGUCUACAAAACAAAUUUUCGGUCCAUAAGGCAAAUCUGCCUUAUGGACCGAAGCGAUCUGUCUCAGAAUUAAACCUGCACGAGAUCAUUGCUCUGAUAUUCUGGCUUGAAAUGAAGACGUGUUGGAUGUUUAUCAUUUUAAGUAAUUUGAUCUGGCACUGCACUGCAGCAAAACAGAGCUGGAAAAUCUGGAUUCACAGGAGCAGUAAAAUGGCACCACCUACAGUGAUAUCGACUUUUAGCAUUUAAUUUCUUUAAAAAUCUGGCAGAACAGGAAACGGGUUGUAUACAUCUGAACAUGCUUUUAAUAAGAAAAUACAAAUAUUCACUCAAAGUUUGUGAGGUGCUCUGAGUUUAUUGGUUCUUUUUUUUUAUUAUAUAUUUAUUUGUACAUAUUGUAAGCAAUGUCAAUUUUCAAAUAUACUUUAUAUUUUUUAAGACAUUUUAUUGCCCACAUUUUGUUUGUCAGUCAAAACAAAUUGAAAUAUUCCUCACAUUUCCUUCUUCUCUUUUAUGCAGUGGAAUAACUUGAAAAAACUUUGCUGAAAAAAAAAACCCCCACUGUAUCUAAGGUCAUGCUAGUGCUGGUGCUCAUGCUGGUGUUCAUAUUUGAGUCCUCAGUAACAAAGGGACAAGCUUUGUCUCUGAGUUUUUACAUAUUUUGAAGAACUGUUAUUUUUGUAUUGUUGCUUUUCCAUCAAAAGCUCUUGUGAAAAAUAAUUAA
This is a messenger RNA of Toxotes jaculatrix (banded archerfish), 1038 nucleotides long. Its product is annotated as liver-expressed antimicrobial peptide 2. NCBI's taxonomy places the organism in Eukaryota, Metazoa, Chordata, Actinopteri, Toxotidae. Gene Ontology annotation, biological process: antimicrobial humoral immune response mediated by antimicrobial peptide; defense response to bacterium. The transcript is spliced from 3 exons. The coding region runs from base 39 to 278 and encodes 79 amino acids. The record is from RefSeq and is a predicted model, not a curated record.